Molecule: messenger RNA, 2018 nt
Organism: Anguilla rostrata (American eel)
Lineage: Eukaryota; Metazoa; Chordata; Actinopteri; Anguilliformes; Anguillidae
Product: CD276 antigen
Exons: 8
Coding region: 394-1239 (281 amino acids)
Biological process (GO): cellular response to lipopolysaccharide; positive regulation of T cell proliferation; negative regulation of T cell proliferation
Cellular component (GO): external side of plasma membrane
Source: RefSeq, a predicted model, not a curated record
UUCUGGAGGCAUAUGUUUACGGCUUUAUAUUUUAAAGAGCAUUUAAAGAAACGUUUUCAGGGCUGUCAAAAAAUAUUCGAAGUUCGAAAACUAUUCGAAAAUCUUUUUCUUUUUUUAAGUUCGAACCUAAAUUUGAGCAUUCGAAUAUUAGUUUUGGAUCGAGCGUUUUUGAUUCCGCGUUUUGUAAUCAGCAUAAAUAUAAGCUACAGGCUUUAAUUUCAUGCGGCGAAUCAUGUUCAUGCACGCAAAGUUAAUUUCCUGUGCUACCGUUACUGGUCAGCUAACAAUUUAGGCUAAAUAAUGUUCCCAUGGCAGGCUGUGUUUUCUUUUGGUUCUGAAGAUUUUGAUAAAAUUGGAUGAUGAAAGAAGUUAAACAAACAAAACCGAAGUCUGAUGGUAUUUGUGACUUUCCCCUGCUUGUUAUGUAUGUGCCAGUACUCUCUGCAGCUGAGGAACAAAACCCGAGAAGAAGUCCAUGCUGAGGUCGGCGGUCGUGUGCGUCUCCCCUGUAAACACCAAAUCAAAGGAAACGUCACGUUCAUGUACUUGCAGAGGAAGGCCCCCUCUCGUUUCGUCAAUGGCUACCACCACAACAGAGGCGUCAAUCCCCACGAGGUGUUCGCAAACCGCACUGCAGUGGACCGCUCCCUGGCGUGGGUGGAGCUGUGGAAUGUGAGGGUGAAUGAUGAGGGGGUGUACGAGUCGGUCCUCAUGGACGAGGACGGGACAAAAACGCUGACUCUGUAUCUGAGAGUAACAGCCAACUACAGUGCUCCUGUGAUGACAGUUAGUCACAGCAAUGAGACUGUGAGCGGCAGGGGCUACGUGGUGACCUGCUCCUCCUCAGGCGGAUAUCCCAACGCAAGCGUGAAGUGGGCCUUCCAGCCCAACGUGGCUGGGACCCAGUGGGUGGAGGUGAACGAGAGCAGUGUACAGAACCAAGUCACCAUGCUUUACGCCGUCUCCAGGAGCAUCCUCGUCAACUGCUCCCAACCGCUUAAAAUCAGAUGUACAGUAGGGGGCGCUGUGUCGCAGCAGGAAGAAGUCUGUAGCACUUCUAGGCCUGUCGUCUAUGAUGGGGUGGUAAUCAUUGCCUCAGUGGCUGCAGCCAUUUUGUUCAUCAUUGUUAUAGUAAUAUUGGUGAAGAAAAAGAAGGCAUCUCCAUCAACUGACACCUCAGAUGUUGAAGCAGGAAUAGAGCAAACUGGACCAAACACUCACCUGAUGGAGCUCAAAUGAGUACUGUUGAGGAGCCUGUCCUACAGUGUGGUUCCAGUGCUUCACCUCUAAUGGGACCAUGGAUGGUUUGUGAUGGCAAAAACAUCACAUGACUCUUGCUGGGUGAAGCAAAUAGCAAUUCUGGGUAACUGAUGGAGGCUGAUGCCAAUACAGCCAUGGGACCAAAGCGAAUCGCACUACACUUGUUUUAUUCAUAUUUAAUCUGACAUCUUUCUGAUUUCCCAACCAAGUGCUAACCCACUGUUCAGCCAUCUCAGGAAGCAGAAAAAAGGAAAACAGUUCUCUGUGUUGACACCCAAUGAGUAUGCAUAUAUGAGGGCUCCUGUAACCUCAUCCCACAGUCAUUUUACUCCGUUUUAAUGGCAAUUAUACUUGAGUGCUUUAUAGUAUACUCACUUGCGUCUCAACUGGGGAAAAAGGCACCAAACAAAACCCUAAGAAACAGGAAACUCUAAUGCAGGUAAUUGCAAAUACAAUAAUAAGAAUUGAAAUUUUCAGGAUCCUCAAAGAUGAAUCAGAUUCAGCUCAACAUACAUAGUUCUGCCUUUUCCCCUACACAAUUGUUUCCUAUGGCAAACAUUAUAUUAUUAUUAUGAAUAAUGUUACAACCUUUUUACCUGAAAAUAGUCUUCCUACUGUCUUUAUAACUUAUUUCAACUUCUGUAUUUUGAUGUACCAUUAUCUUCAAUGUUUUUUUACAUAUAUAAAUUCUUUUUAUUUAUGUAUAAAAUGUUUGUCUCCUGUAGAAUAUAUUUAAUAAAAUUCAUUUGUAACAAAAA